UUCUGCGUUCCUCGUCCGCCAUCACCUCACCGUCUGUCUUCCUCGCACGGUCAUCUGGGUGUUCGGCCAUUACACUCCACUGCUGAAUCUCUCAGUGCUCAUGGCCUCUUCCAAUGAUCCUGCGGGACUCUCCUGCAUACAGGAUUGGGGGUAUACGGAGUCCCAGUACGGAAUACAGGGACCAGACAAUGGAUCGCUCGGGACGCCUGCGGUUGGACAAGCAGGAAUGCACACGCAGCUUCCCUAUGCUUCUCGCGGGGACUGUGGGUCCUUGAACGGGACAGGGAGCGAAACCCAGUGGCCCUUGGAAGACAGUGUGGGUACACAAGUAUCGACUUCACGGCCUUUGGGGACACUGGGACAAGUGGGCACGCCUGUGGGGAGUGGGGUUCCAUCAUCGGACCCCACUUUGUCACAGGUUUCAGAACCUCGUGAUGUCACGGGCAGGGUGACACAUGUCCCACAAAGUGAUUGUGGGCCACCCUUACCUGGCUUCAGCACACCGAUUCAGCCCAUUGGUGGUUUCUCUUUCGGGGUCGGUGGUGAAGAUGACGACAUUUUGCGGGAGCGUCUAAGAAGGCGUGCCAUUGCAAUGGCGGAAGGGCAAUCAUCUACCGCAUAUUGUGCACAACAUUUGUCUUUCCACUCUGACGAAGCUCCGAGUGACGACUGUCGUGCUGCGUCUUCUGGUUUGUCACCCAUCACCUCUGUGAACCGCGUUUCUAGUGCUUCUCCGACGCAGAGGGGGGGGGCUGCCACCACGCCACCUCUGUCAGACAUGGGCGUCGGAGGACGUAGGUCGUCGUCAUCUCCGGUCCCUCAUGGCAGUCCGCAUACCCCUAGCGUGGCAUCUCAGCAUCAUGUGCCAUCAGAGUACUUGAUCAACCGACUAAUUCGGGACAUUGAGGAUGGCGUUUCCCCCUCUCCAGUUGCUGCAGACACUGCAGCGGCCUUCCCAGUCGGUGGCAAUGCAGCUGCCCCUUCACGAACACCUCCUCGCCGAUCUGUUGAUCCGGCGCCUGUGAAUCGCACACCCACCCGGGACGGUGGCCGCGGUGAAUGUAGCCAAAGCCCUUCGGGUGCAGUCCGUGAGGCGGGGACUUCUCCUGCUGCAGGUCCACAGGGACAGCAAGGUCGGGCAUUGGCACCUGAAAAGAAUAAGGACCGUUGGGGGGAGGAUGAGACUGCGUGGUUGUGCCGGUUCCGCAAUGAGGUGAAGUUGCAGAUGAAUGAGGAUACAGAGGCAUACGGACGGGCAGGGUUGAAGGGAAACUUCUGGAAGAACGUGGAGCUGCGUAUGAAGGAGAAGGGUUACAAUCGCGAUCACGAGUAACUGAAGUGCCAUGAGCGAUGGUCCGGACAGCCGAGCUAUUGGGACAUGAACAGCACGAAAAGGAAGAAAUAUAGUGUCGAUUUCGUAUUGCGUCGAAGUUGGUAUGACAUCAUCGACUCCAUUGAGAAGGACACGGACUCUAUAAACCUCACGUAUUUGAGGGACAGCGGUGACGACCCUCGGCGGCAGACGGAGACUGACGACAUGGCGGAUGCGGAUGGACAGACGGAGGGGGUGAGCGAUGACCCAGGCAGAGGAACCGGAGCUGCAUCCGGCGGGACACGAUCGACAACUUUCGAACCCACGCUCGGGAAGCGGAAAAAAACGGUUUCCAAUGCGGGUGAGGCCAGCUUGCAAGCGGUGACAAGCGCAAUGCGUGACCACACGACUCCGCUCACACGAUCCGAUCGAGAGUGCGCGAAGAUGCGCUGUGAAACCACUCGUGAUGUGGCAAAGCAACAGGCUGAACUGGCUACACAGCUCAUGCAGCAGGAAUUAGCUGGGCGUGAGAGGGUGGCCAACAUUGUCGGGGGUAGGGUCGAGAGUGGAAUGAACCGCCUGGCAGAUGCCAUUGUAAUGAUGGCAUCCCGAAGGAGGAGCCAUUCGCCUAAUGAUCCCACUCAUGAUGACUCUGAGUAAGGUUUUUUGGCAAGUCCACCCUGUGAGAAACUCAUUGCAGUCUCUAAGGGUGUUUCCGAGCUUGUCCACGU
Messenger RNA from Chara braunii, 2043 nucleotides. Lineage: Eukaryota; Viridiplantae; Streptophyta; Charophyceae; Charales; Characeae. The record is from the annotation of a GenBank genome assembly.